UUAACUGUGUGGUCCUCAGACAGCAGACACAUCCUCAGUGUGGGCUCCGACUCCUGCAUGAAGGUGACGGAUGUGCAGACGGGUAUGGUCAUCUCCUCCGUGAAGGCAGAGGAGGAGCAGAGGUGUUUCUGCUGGGACGGGAGCUCAGUGCUGUGUGGGGGUCAGUCCGGUGACCUCAUUCUGUGGGACUUGCUGAGCAACACUGUGACCACAAAGAUCCCCGCUCACUCAGGUGCCAUCAGAGCCAUGUGGAUGAACGAGCUGUGCAACACCGUGAUCACAGGAGGAGAGGACAGACGGAUCCUCUUCUGGAAACUCCACAGCUGAAAACUAACGUCGCCUUUACCGAGCUUCCAGCUGGAGAGGCAAUAGAGUGCAAUAGAUGUGACGACGCAGGCCACACAUCCAACCAUCCACACAAGCAAGGGACUCUGCAGUGGAGACGCAGUGAAAAGUAGAAUUUGUUCAUGUUCGGUAGAAAACGGCCUCUAGACUGUUUUCUCUGGUAUUUAACGUCGUAGA
Molecule: messenger RNA, 522 nt
Organism: Oryzias melastigma (Indian medaka)
Lineage: Eukaryota; Metazoa; Chordata; Actinopteri; Beloniformes; Adrianichthyidae
Product: protein FAN-like
Exons: 3
Coding region: 58-327 (89 amino acids)
Molecular function (GO): protein binding
Source: RefSeq, a predicted model, not a curated record